Molecule: messenger RNA, 4230 nt
Organism: Protomyces lactucae-debilis
Lineage: Eukaryota; Fungi; Ascomycota; Taphrinomycetes; Taphrinales; Protomycetaceae
Product: ubiquitin elongating factor core-domain-containing protein
Exons: 2
Coding region: 1-4230 (1409 amino acids)
Biological process (GO): protein polyubiquitination
Cellular component (GO): cytoplasm; nucleus; ubiquitin ligase complex
Molecular function (GO): zinc ion binding; ubiquitin-ubiquitin ligase activity; oxidoreductase activity, acting on the CH-OH group of donors, NAD or NADP as acceptor
Source: RefSeq, a predicted model, not a curated record
AUGUCUUCUGACAACGGCCUCGCAGUAGUCCUAGAAAAGAAGGAGGCCCUUGUGGUGAAGGCCAACGAGUCGACAUACCCUGUACUGCCAUCGCGUUUUGUCAAGGUGCAAGUCAAGUCAACUGGCAUUUGUGGCAGCGACGUGCAUUACCUGAAGCAUGGUGCUAUUGGUGAGUUUGUGGUCAAAUCGCCCAUGAUUCUUGGGCACGAGUCGAGCGGAUCCAUCGUGGAGGUUGCUGAGGAUGUCAAAUUUCGCAGAGUCGGUCAAAGAGUUGCAAUUGAACCAGGCGUACCGUGCAGGAAUUGCUCCUACUGCAGGGAAGGCAUGUACAAUCUCUGCAAGGAAAUGAGAUUUGCUGCUACCCCGCCGAUUGACGGAACUUUGCAGAAAUACUACUUGGUGCCAGAGGAUUUUGUCAAGCCGGUUCCAGACAAUAUGUCGUUUGACGAGGCAGCACUAAUGGAACCCCUGUCUGUCGCGGUACAUGUUGUCAAGAGGCUCAACAUUACCUUUGCUAGCAACAUGGUCAUUUUUGGAGCUGGUGCUAUCGGCUUGCUAUGUGCAGCAGUCGCUCGUGCUCGAGGUGUCGCCAAUAUCUUGCUCAUUGAUGCGAAUGCAAGCAGGCUGAAAUUUGCAGAGUCCUAUAUCAAGGGUGCACAGACAUACUUGCCUCCCCCUAUGCAAAAGGAUGAGACCAAGAUGGACUACUCUAAGCGCAACGCAGCCAAAAUCCUGUCUGAGCACGCUUGGUUGGAACAGUUUGAGGGUGCUCACUGUGUGGUUGAGGCUACUGGCGCAGAGGUAUGCACGCAAACCGGCCUCUUGGUCACUCGCAAGAACGGUGUCUUUCUGCAGGCCGGCAUGGGCCAGGAUACUGCUGUCUUGCCCAUUGCUACCAUUUGUGCUCGCGAAAUAACUGUGCUGGGCUCUUUCCGAUACAACGAAGGCUGCUAUGAACAAGCCAUCAGUCUCGUUGAACGUGGUCUUGUGGAUGUCAGGGCCCUCAUCACGCAUACCUUUGCCUUUGAAGAUGCUGCCAAGGCCUUCGACACGACGGCAGCUGCCGCAGAGGGCACCGUCAAGACUCACUGCAGAUCGCGUUCAGAUUGGAUUCGCCUUUGUCACAACGACCAACUGCAACAAGCGACCGCGACUUCCUGCAUGGAUCCCGAGCGCAGGGAGAAGGAACGCGCCAAGAGGCUAGCAAGACUCGCUGCUGCUUCGCCUUCUUCACCCAGCAGCGAUCAGGAAGCGAUUGCUAGGCCCGAAAAGAGGCAUCAUGUGGAAACGUCAUCGCCAAUACCGACUACAGCGCGUGCGCCAGCUCAGAGCCAGCCGGUAGAGCGUAGCACGCCAGUUCAGAAGACAGAACAACUAGUCAAGCAAGAGCGCGUCAAAGCUCCUGUUGUCGAGCAAUCAAUUGAGGAGUGGAUAUCCACCAUCAUCUCGAAUGUGCUCAAGAUCACACUGGACCCGACACAGGAGGCCAAGUACUACUUAGCGACACUACAUGAAGAGCUGAGUGAGGAGAUGGAAAGCAGUCAAGAAAGUCCAAGUCUAAAUCUCGACACACUAGAUCGAGCCAUUCUUUGCCGACUUGCUGACGAGCUGCCUACAUCGCCAUUUGAAUAUCUCCUAGGCGCAUACAAACAGUGUAACGAGAUUAUGAGGGUUCAGCGUAAAAGUAUGGCAGAACAGCGGGUUGCAGCCAUUGACGAAAUCAAGCGGCUCUGCGUCAGCUAUGCAAGUCUCAGCAUCACCAUGCCUGAACUGCUUGGUGCCAUGCAUCAGCAAGCAGACUUGAUUUCUUUGCUUCUGCGUGAAGAGUCAGAUUCUCGAGGCAUGCCAGGGGAUUUCAUGGCGGACCUCGUAAAGAAGAAUGCUGAGGAUGAUGCGCUCGCAGAAUUCUUUGAGCCCCUCUUUAAUGACCUGUCCAGCUCUGUAGGUCGUUUGCGACUGACAGCCAACUUUUACCGCCACUUUGCAGUCUUGCGUAUGCUAUUGCAGCACAGCCAGCUAGCCCAGCUUUUUGUUACGCUGCCCAAGUUUUUCGACUCUGGCAACAGCCCAGCUGACAUGGAGCAUGUUUCACUACUCGGCCCAUUCUUCAAACUUUCUCCUAUUGAUGCUGUCGUUGCGCAAACAACCUUUGCCAACAUGUCUGGCAGCAAUCCUGCACAGCUCAACAAUGCCAUUAGCAGUCUACGAAGUACACUCCCAGUUCUGCAAGCGCAGCUCUUUACCAUUUGCAAUUUGCUGGUUCGACAUUCAGGGGAGACACGUAUGGCGCUUCUUCGCUAUUUUGCCAAAGCAGUCAAUCUCAACCGCAAAAGGCACGCCAUCCAAGUUGAUCCAACCACUGUUUCUUCAGACGGAUUCAUGGUGAACAUUACCGCUGUGCUCAAUCAAUUCGCUGAACCGUUCGUGUCAGACACCAACAAGAUUGAUCGCAUCGAUGUGGCGUACCUGCGCCGAGACUCAUUGAUUGAGCUCGAGGACGAGACGCGGCUGGCCGCUGAUCGUCAAGCAACAACAGAAUACUACGCCAAACGCGAAGAGGGCGAAAGCAACUUCAUUUCUCACAUCUUCUUUCUCAAUGUAGCCUACCACCAUUAUGGACUUGGUGCAACGAUGGCAACGCAUGAAAAGAUGCUCCAGCGUAUGCGUGAUUUGGAAAAGUAUCAUGCUGAGAUGCAAUCGCAGCAACCCUUUCAAGGACCGCAAGCAAUGAUGAUGGUGGCCCAAUUUCAACGUAUCGAGGCCUCUCUCGCCAGAGUACGGGAGAUCUUUUACACUUACGAGACGGUCUUGUGCGACGAAGCGAGCCAGGCGCGUUCAUUCAGCUUUCUGACGCUUGUUGCGUCGUGGCUCAUCAGGCUCGUUGACCGCAAGGGUGCUUAUCCCAAACAGCUUGUCGCACUACCCCUUGUCGACUUGGCUGAAGCAGACGCCUAUCGCAAUCUUCCAGAGUACUUUGUGGAAGACAUUGCCGAAUUCUUCGUGUACGUGUCACGCUUCACGCCAAAGUUGCUGGCUUCGUCGACGAAUACGGAGCUAGUCAUCUUCUCGCUCGUUUUUUUGAAGAGCAGCAACUUCAUCAAGAACCCAUAUUUGAAGGCAAAGCUGGUUGAGGUUUUGUACAAUGGCUCGCGACCACUGAGGCAUGGCGAUACUCAAGGGGCUCUCGGCGGUAUUUUGCAUUCUCACGAGUUUGCCUUGCAACAUCUCUUCCCAACACUCAUGAGCUUCUACAUCGAGGUGGAAAGUACAGGUUUGUCUUCACAAUUCUACGACAAAUUCAACAUUCGCUAUCACAUUUCGCAAAUCUUCAAGACAAUCUGGGACAAUCCUGCGCACAGGAAAAAGCUUGAGGAUGAAUUCAAGACCAACAUCGACUUGUUUGUUCGGUUUGUUGCAUUGCUACUGAACGAUCAGACCUAUCUGCUUGACGAGGCUCUCGCUAAACUGGCAGAGAUUCACAAGCUGCAGCAUGAAUUGCAGGGUGCUGAUGCAACCACGCCGGAGACGCAGGAACAGCAGACCCACUUAUCGCAAUCUGAGCGCUCCGCCACAAGUUAUCUGCAGCUGGGCACUGAGACGCUGAGUAUGCUCAACUUAUUUACUGCUAGUAUCCCUUCUGCAUUCUGCACAGCCGAGAUUGUGGAUCGCCUCGCUGCAAUGCUAGACUACAACUUGGAUGCGCUGGUAGGUCCAAAAUGUACAGGUCUCAAGGUGCAGAACCCUGAAAAGUAUCACUUUGAUCCGAAAGCUCUACUGAAUGGCAUUAUCGGUAUUUUCCUCAAUAUGACAGGUCAGCCUAUUUUCAUCACAGCUGUGGCAAAGGAUGGUCGCUCAUACAAGCGUGACAACUUUGAGCGUGCUCGUGGUAUUCUCAGCAAGUUCGCAUUGAGGAGCAGUACUGAUCUGGAUACGCUCGCUGGGUUCGUUGUGCAAGUGGAAGCCUGCAAGGCUGAACUGGAGCAAAAUGAAGAAGACUUGGGCGAGGUGCCGGAUGAAUUCUUGGAUCCGUUGAUGGGUGAGAUUAUGGUGGAUCCUGUCAUCCUGCCGGCGAGCAAGACAGUGAUCGACCGGGGUACCAUCAAGCGCCACUUGCUGAAUGACGCGACGGAUCCAUUCAACCGGACACCCUUGAAGCUGGAAGAUGUAAUUCCUGCGGACGAUGUGCGUGCUGCGAUUGAGGCGUUUCGUGCGAGCAAGAAGCGUGGGUAG